This is a messenger RNA of Tripterygium wilfordii, 1709 nucleotides long. Its product is annotated as probable membrane-associated kinase regulator 5. The record is from RefSeq and is a predicted model, not a curated record. Bases 209 to 1297 code for a protein of 362 amino acids. Gene Ontology annotation, cellular component: plasma membrane. The transcript is spliced from 2 exons. NCBI's taxonomy places the organism in Eukaryota, Viridiplantae, Streptophyta, Magnoliopsida, Celastrales, Celastraceae.
CCCCCUCCCCUCUUCCCGCUUUGUCAGUUUUUUAUAUUUAUAUUGAAAAGCAGAGCAAAAGAUUAGCUCAUUCAGAGUCACUGCUGACUGCUUACAAAACUCUCAAACGAAGUGCACAGUCAAACCCUGCCUUUUUAAAAACCCUUCACAUAACUCUCCCAAAGCAUAUCCAAUUCUCUCUCUCUCUGUUUCUAUCUCUGUCUCAACCAUGGAAGCUCUGUACUUACUCAAGUUAUGGAGACCUACCACCAGCUCCCACAAAGAGAACUGCCAAAUUUCUAAUCAUCUGGUGGGAACAGAGGAUGAUGAGUAUGAUGAGUAUGAUGAAGGAGAUGAUUCGUUUUUUGAAUUAGAGUUCAGUGCUCCUGAUUUUGACACCACCAUUACCAACAACAAGACAACCACCACGGCUGGCAACGACGGCGACAACAACAACGGCCCAGGAAGUGAAACCCAUGAAAGAGACGAGAGGUUUGACUCUAACCAAGAACCACUCGAUAAUUCAGCCAUUAAAACUGAGUUUCCACAGCAGACCCUGUCCGUGUCUCCGACUGAAACAAUUUCCAAAAGAAAAAUCCUCCCCAUUGAACCCAUUAACAAGACCCAAUCUUCUUCCAUUUCGUUGUUGAAAUCAGCUCCUAAGCUACGAGUCUUCAUGUUCAAGAAUCCCAAGAUGGCCUCACUCAAAACGGAGAGAACAGGGAAAACAGAGAGGACUACAAAGCAACAGAACAAGCUUUUUGCGGUCAAGUUCAAGUUUGAAGAAUCUCCAAAUCAAUCAGUCUCAACCACAUCAAAUACUUCUAAGAGGCGAAACCCAGUUAAAGGUGGCUCAUUGCCCGAUGAAUCUUCGAAGAGCUUCUCGAAAGAUGUUAUGCAGAGGUACUUAAAGCUAAUCAAGCCUUUAUAUGUCAAAAUUUCGAAGAGAAACGGCGAGAAGACGAAGUCCUCCGGUGAUUCAUCGGUGACGUCAUCACCUGCAUCUUCUCCAGCGACGGCUCCGUUGUGUUCUCCGAGGAACGAGAGGCAGGGGAAUGUGGCAUCUGGGUUUGGAACGGUAUCAAAGCAUUUUGGGAAAAGUAAAUCGGCUUCUGCGGCUACUUAUGCGCCGCCGUCGCCGGCGAGCAGGAGAGAUGAUUCGCUGCUGCUACAGCAUGACGGGAUUCAAGGUGCAAUCAUGCACUGCAAGAGAUCGUUCAACUCCACUAGAGAUUCUUCACUGUUAUCGCGGUUCACAAGUGAUCCGUUGCCAGGAGAUUCUAUGGAUUGGCCAAGAAAAUCCAAUGAAGAGAAUUGACAUCCUGAUCUAAAGCUUCGUAUAGUUUGGUUUUGCUGUAAGGGAAAGAAAAUUGAAUAGUAGAAAGGAAAAAAGGAAAAAAGCCUUUUGGUUUCGUUGAAAGGAAAAUAGAAAAUCAAUGGGUGAAUCUGAGUCUGAGUCAAUUUUAGUAUUUUGUGAUGUUGUAGCCUGUAGGGAUAGGCUUCAGGUAUGAUGGGUCGGUGACGACAAGUGACAACAGGGUUGUCUGUAAAGUGAAAUGGGUAAAUAUGAAAAGAUUAUUGAUUUUAGAUCUUUUAUGAUCUUCGUUGUCAUCAUCUUACGUUUGAAAACAUGACUUCUUAGCUGUUCUGUUCAGUCAGGUUGUAUCAUGUCUGUCAUUGUAAAUUUUAAUCACCAUUACCAUUUCUCUCUGUCCUCUUGGGCUUUUAAU